This is a messenger RNA of Rubroshorea leprosula, 1897 nucleotides long. The record is from the annotation of a GenBank genome assembly. Lineage: Eukaryota; Viridiplantae; Streptophyta; Magnoliopsida; Malvales; Dipterocarpaceae.
CUCUUCAGACCAGUUUCAAAGUCGGUGUAGUUUGUGUUUCAAACUUCUAACAGAGCUCUCACUGUCUGUAACUAAAACCGAAUACCCAUUUCCCACUUGUCCCAGGAAAACCUCAAAAUUUCAAAAUCACUAGGAGAAGUUGAAAACCUUGGUGUAAUCUUUGUUUGAAUUGUAUCCCGAAGCUGAAAGAUAGCAACUUUGGUGUUCAAUGGAGGGAAUGUCUAAAACAGUUGCAGUGAGGAGGCCGAAAUGGCGAUACCCACAACCAGUGCCAACUCCGAGAAUCCUCCAUUUGCCUCGGAGGCCUCGCCGGAAACAGACCAAGGCUAUUCCGUCGAAACCCACGUUGCAGAGGGUGAAGAAAGGGAAGCUGGAGACGUUGUUUGAACAAGAGAGGUCGUUUUCGAGAGGGGUGGUGCCGGUGGUGUUGGUGAGGCCAGGGGAGAGUGAGGAGAGGAGGAGAGAGAGGGUGGAGGAAGGGGAGAGUGGAGUGGUGGCGGUUGAGGAGGAAAAGUGGAGGUUUCAGGCUGAGAUGUUGAGAGCAGAAUGCAAUUUGUUGAGGAUGGAAAGAGAGAUUACAAUCAAGAAGAUGGAGAGGAGAAGGGUGCAGAUGGACAGGAUGCUGAGAUCUGCCAUUCAAACUCUACUUUCUGGAAGAAAGAAGAUUAGUGAAGGAAAGAAUGUGAGCUUGGUGUUGGAGGAAGAGAUGGGUGAGUUGGUGGAGAAACUAAACAAGUUGCAAAAGCAAUCAGUUCAGGACUUGGAAUGUAAAAACAAUAGUUAUUUUGAUAAGCAAGCAUCUUUUCUUCAAAGGCGACUGGAGAAGUUUGGAGGAAUGACGGAUGAGGAGAUAUGCAUAAAAGAGAUUCGUGAGAUGGCUGAAGCAACAAUGUCAAUCAAAACAAGUAGCCAGGUUGAUGAAGGCUUUGUUUCGAACCGAAAUAGCAAUGUGGAAAUUUUGAGACGAAAGAUGGAGGGGUUAUCAAAGGGGAUGUUAUUAGGGAGAAUGGAGGAAGAAUAUGGUUCAGUGCUAUCGACAUCCAACAGUUCUGUUGCCAGCUCUGCAUCCAAUUCAAGGAGGAUAGAAUUUCCAGACAUAUCCAUAUUGUCAUUGCAACAACCUUACAAGGACACAAUGUCACGCGAGGGAAAAUCAUGUUGUGGAUGUUGCAAGGCUAUACUAAGGAAGAUUUUAGAGCAGGUUCGUGCUGAGACAGAACAAUGGUCCCAAAUGCAAGAGAUGCUAGGGCAGGUGAGAGAUGAGAUUGAGGAAUUGCAGGCCUCACGGGAUUUCUGGGAAGAUCGAGCACUGGAUUCAGACAAUCAGAUACAGUCCCUACAAUCUGCUGUGAAAGAAUGGAGACAGAAAGCUGCAUCUUCCGAAGCAAAGGCGAAUGAGCUACAAGAACAGGUAUCACUGCUUCAAGGGGAGAUUGAAAGAUUGCAAAUGGGAAAAGAGAUGGAAGCUUCAAGGGCAAGAAACUUGUUGACACUCUCCCAGGAAGUACAGAAUGAGACAGAGAAGCGAGUAUUGGUUUGUCACCUGAAGGAAAACUGUCAUUCUAAAAUUGAUAUAAGAAGAAGGGCUCAGACAUGUUCUAACACUGGACUUGUUCUGCCAAAACGCUUGCCAUUACAAGAUAUUGCAAAUAUCUCACCAUUGAUAUUGAGGCAGCAAAACAAAGCAAAUAUCCCUUUGGAUUGUGGUUAUAAAGAGAAAAUGAGACAGAAGAAAGGUGGAUUCUUGCCUUGAGUUCUGGUGGAACUGUUUCCCUUGUAAGAAUAGGUAUAAUAAAGCAUUUUAAAUAAGCCAUGGGUGGCCUUUAGGCUUCUUUAAACAUUUUCUUGAUUUUGCUUUCUAAUCUAUUAUUAUAUUUUAUAAAGUGUUAGCCAAUUG